Epithele typhae is the source of this 2184-nucleotide messenger RNA. RefSeq lists its product as uncharacterized. The record is from RefSeq and is a predicted model, not a curated record. Gene Ontology annotation, molecular function: cellulose binding; hydrolase activity, hydrolyzing O-glycosyl compounds. The coding region runs from base 1 to 2184 and encodes 727 amino acids. Lineage: Eukaryota; Fungi; Basidiomycota; Agaricomycetes; Polyporales; Epitheliaceae. The transcript is spliced from 14 exons. Gene Ontology annotation, cellular component: extracellular region. Gene Ontology annotation, biological process: carbohydrate metabolic process.
AUGACCAAGCUCUCCACCACAUUCGCGGCCCUCGCUGUGCUCCUCCCCGUCAUCACGCUCGGCCGGGCGGCAGAGCGGGGCCAAUGUGGUGGGAUCGGCUGGAGCGGCGCGACAACCUGCGUCUCCGGCGUCGUCUACGCCCCCGACAACAACCACUGGUGGCUCGACCCCGACGUCACCUCGACCGUGACCAGCUUGAACAAGCUCGCCCAGGCGGCGGGGAAGAAGUACUUCGGGAGCGCGACUAACAACCCAGAGCUGACCAACACGGCGUACGUCGCCAUCCUGAGUGAGACGAGUGAGUUCGGGCAUAUCACUCCCGGGAACAGCAUGAAGUGGGCUGACGAUCACCGACAGGACGCGACCGAGCCGAGCUGGGGCACGUUCACGUUCACGAACGGCGACGUCGCCGCAAGGCCGCGCUCACGACGGACGGCAGCUGUGCUCGCGCUCCUGGGCAUGCAGCGAGGACAGUGUGGGACGGUGGUGGUGCACUAUGUGCACAGCGUGCGCGCGACGUACGCGGUGCUUGCCGCACUCAUCGCCCCGCAACUCACCUUCAACGUGCUCGUGGUGCGUGUCAUCGCGUUCCACACGCUCAACCACCAGCGUGCAGGCAUCGCAUGGAAGGCGUUCUGCACCAGCCUCGACGACCCUUGUCGUCGUCAGAGGACGGCACACUACAAAGCGCCACGCCGCCCGCCGUCCCCGGCCCCUCGGCCGUCCAUGCAUCCCCACCAACCCGACCCGCCCCCCGCCCCCCCCCCCGGGUCCGCGUGCACGCACCGCACGCUUGGCGCGCCCUUCCAUGCGCUCUUCCCACCUGGGAGCCUGUCGGACGUGCAGAUUGUGCGCAUGCUCGCCACGUUCGCGCGCGACUGGUACGUGCUGUGGCCUGCGCCCGUGGGGCUCGGAUCAGGGUCAGGGGCGGUCAUCGCGCCGCACGCGUACAUGCAGACGUUGGCCCCACGGGUCACCACGGGUUCCCGAGGGUUCACCCUACGGGUGCACGGGUCAGCCAAGCACGACCCGGACCCGGACCCGUGGCACCCGACCUGCCAACCCGCACGGGUGGCCACCACCCGUGGCGGCGCCUCCAACUUGACCACCACGAUCUCGAGUUGGACCACUGCCAGCUGCCAUCAGGACGACAUGAACUGCCUCCGGACGCUCAACGUCAACGCCGUCGUCUCAGACUUGAUGACCCUUGCCGCCUGCAUCACCCAUUGCAACUCCAAGGGCCACACGAUCACCAGGCUCGAGUACGCGCGCGAGUGCUACCGCGGCGCGUCCUUCAUCAACAGCGGCGGCGCGCUCAUCGCGGACGCCACAACGCAACUGCAUGCCCUGCUCUGGCGACUUCACCGCUCCGGCUCGGGCACCAGCUCCGCGACGAAGACCGGCGCGGUGCUCGCCGCGCCGACCGGCUCGACUUCAACCUGCGGCUCGCACGUGCCGGUCAAGCAGAACCACAAGCACAAGGCGUUCAGGCGCAUGCACGAGAACUUGGGCCUGUUCCGAGCAGGGAACGCGGGCCCUCCAGGCGCGCGCAUGCGCAUGCCGUCGCUGGCGAGGAGUGAGGUCUACCUCGUGCAAUUCUCUUCGGCUAUUCGCCAAUUGAAGAAGACGGCUCAUGGACGGCUUGGGCGGCUUGGGCUCGGCUUUGGUAAUCACAGCCAAAAUCAGAGCCAUGGCUCGAGUUUUGGCUUCCUCGGAGCCAUCCUGAGCCGAGCCAAGCCGAGCCAAGCCGAGCCAAGCCGAGCCAUCGCAACACUAAUCGGGCCCGGUGGGGGCCCAUACAAGGAGAAAGUACUGAUAGUCGCCAAACCCCCCGAUGCGGAGUCACUGCCUCCGGUUACACCUGCUCCUUUGGUCAUUGGCUGGCGGCCGGGCUACGCCGGUGGUCUUUACAUGAAUGGGAUCUCGGCCUGGGGCCAAGGUCCAAGCGUCAUGCUGAUAACGGCAGAGCGCCCGGAGGGACGCCCCGUACUUGGCUCCGAACUCCCCACGACUCCCGGGCCGCACGGGCAGUCGGCGCGGCAGAACCCCCAGCCCAAAAGUAGAGCCGAGGGGUGGGGGGCCAGGGGGUCGAACCCCGGAUCCCGGUAUUUUCCCGGUCCCACGGGUGACCUCGCCCACAAGGCACUGGUACCGCUGCUCCAGGCGGCCCCAGAGGGACUUUGA